UCCAUUCUUUCUAACAGGCUUGCUGCAACCAUGAAAUGCAUUUCUGCUAUCUUUGUUUGCUUUGUUCUCUGCCUUUCUACAAUUCAAAGUGUGUCAUCACAAAAUGCUAUCACCCCUCCAAGAGGUUGGAACUCUUAUGAUUCCUUUAGCUGGAUAAUUUCCGAAGAAGAAUACUUACAAAAUGCUAAUAUAAUUUCUCAGAGUUUACUUGCUCAUGGAUAUGAGUAUGCUGUUGUGGAUUACCUCUGGUUCAGGAGUCUUAAGGGUGAUAGUAAUUCUCUUGGUUUUGAUUUGAUUGAUAAAUGGGGAAGAAUGCUCCCUGACCCUGAAAGAUGGCCUUCAUCAGGAGGAGGGAGAGGGUUCACUGAUGUAGCUAAUAAAGUACAUAGCAUGGGUUUAAAGUUUGGGAUUCAUCUUAUGGCUGGAAUCAGUACACAGGCAUUCAAUAACAACACACCAAUACUAGAUACCAAAACGGGACAACCUUACAUGGAAUCUGGUCGAACAUGGAAUGCAAAAGACAUUGGAAUCCCGUCAAGGACUUGUCCAUGGAUGAGUAAUGGUUUCAUGGCUAUAAAUGCAACAACAGGAGCUGGAAAAGCCUUCUUAAGAUCAAUUUAUGAGCUGUAUGCUUCAUGGGGAGUUGAUUUUGUGAAACUUGACUGUGUAUUUGGUGAUAACUUUAAUUUAGGUGAAAUAAGAUCUGUAUCAGAGAUUCUCAAUGGCUUUGACCACUCCAUAGUGUUUUCUUUGUCUCCUGGAGUCUCAGCAACACCUGAACAGGCUAAGAGUGUUAGUAGUCUAGUUAACGCAUACCGUGUAACAGGAGAUGACUGGGAUGAAUGGUCAGCAAUCUUAGCUCAUUUUGAUGUAGCAAGAGACUUUGCUGCAUCUAAUUUGAUUGGAGCAAACGGUUUAAAGGGGAAAUCAUGGCCUGAUUUGGACAUGCUACCAUUUGGAUGGCUAACUGACCCAGCUGCUCAUGUAGGUCCACACAGGUUUACUAAACUUACUCGAGAUGAGCAAAGGACUCAGAUGACUUUGUGGAGUAUGGCAAAGUCUCCCAUUAUGUAUGGAGGGGAUCUUCGGAAAAUUGAUUCAUGGACCUAUGAUCUUAUCACAAAUCCAACCCUAUUGGAGAUAGAUGCUUGUAGCUAUAAUAACCGGGAGUUUCCUCAUGUCACAACAUUAAAUGAUGUCAAGACUGAAGGACACAAUGUCACAAAAGUACCGUUUUAUUACUCCCUAGCGCUCACUGAAUGCACUGAUCCAAAAGCACGUGGUUGGUCUGGUGAAAAAUAUAGCGAAGAUCCUGAAAGAAUCUGUUAUAAGAGUCCAACACAGGAUCAGGAGAAACCUUUGUGUGUUCACGAGAGAGAACUCCCAAUAGCAUUAUCGUAAUCACGCUUUACCUUAGUUUCUUCAAUUUAUUUGUCUAAAUUUUGUUCUAGUUAUCUGUGCUAAAUUAUAUUACAUUGAUCUUGGUGCAGAAAACAGACAUUAAUCCAAUCUGAACAAACAUGGGAGUUGAAAUCAAAUGGCACUCUGGUUAAUGGUCAUUCUGGCAUGUGUGCAACAGUGGAACAUGUCCGAGCUAAAGGUUAUCCUAAUAGAAUUCGAUCUUGGAUUGCAGCCGGAAGAAGAGGAGUGAUAUACGUUGCAUUUUUCAAUUUAGUUGACGAGAAGACAACAAUAUCUGCAAACAUUGCAGACUUGGCUAUUGCGAUUCCGGGUAGAAAAAGAAAGUUGAGAGUUUGUGCAGGAACCGAAAUAUGGAGUAAUGUAUAUUUACGGAUACGUAAUACGUUUUCAAUAGAAUUAUCAGCUCAUGGAUGUGCGUUAUUUGUCCUCAAGUGUGCUUGAAUUUGGCCUAAAAUCUUAUUUGAA
This is a messenger RNA of Cajanus cajan (pigeon pea), 1887 nucleotides long. NCBI's taxonomy places the organism in Eukaryota, Viridiplantae, Streptophyta, Magnoliopsida, Fabales, Fabaceae. The record is from RefSeq and is a predicted model, not a curated record.